AUGCCAGGGGAGAACCAGAGCACUGGAUUGGAGUUUCUCCUCCUGGGGCUCCCCAUCCAGCCAGCACAGCAGGGCAUGUUCUUUGCUCUAUUCCUGGCCAUGUACCUGACCACCGUGCUGGGGAACCUGCUCAUCAUCCUGCUCAUCAGGCUGGACUCCCGCCUCCACACCCCCAUGUACUUCUUCCUCAGCCACUUGGCUUUCACCGACAUCUCCUUUUCAUCUGUCACUAUUCCAAAUAUGCUGAGGAGCAUGCAAACUCAGGAUCGAUCCAUCUCCUACUCAGGAUGCAUAACACAGAUGUAUUUUUUCAUACUUUUCACCGACAUGGACAAUUUUCUCCUCACUUCAAUGGCGUAUGACCGGUAUGUGGCCAUCUGUCACCCCCUGCACUACACCACCAUCAUGAAAGAGGAGCUGUGCACAUUACUAGUAGCUGUGUCCUGGGUCCUGUCUUGUGCCAGUGCCUUGUCUCACACCCUCCUCUUGGCCAGGCUCUCCUUUUGUGCUGACAACAUGAUUCCCCAUUUCUUCUGUGACCUUGCCGCCUUGCUCAAGCUCUCGUGUUCAGACACCUCCCUCAACGAGCUGGUCAUUUUCACAGUUGGAUUGGCUGUCAUUACUAUUCCACUCUCAUGCACCCUGAUCUCUUAUGGAUGCAUUGGGGCCACCAUCCUGAAAAUCCCGUCCACCAAAGGAAUCUGGAAAGCCUUGUCCACCUGCGGCUCCCAUCUCUCCGUGGUGUCUUUAUAUUAUGGCACGAUUAUAGGAGUUUAUUUUAUCCCCUCGUCUGGUGCCGCCCAUGUCAAAGACAUAGUUGCUUCUGUGAUGUACACGGUAGUCACCCCAUUGCUCAACCCCUUCAUUUAUAGCCUGAGGAACAGAGACAUGAAAGGGGCCCUGGAAAAGCUUAUGAACAGGGUGAAAAUCACAUCUCAAUGA
Molecule: messenger RNA, 942 nt
Organism: Dipodomys ordii (Ord's kangaroo rat)
Lineage: Eukaryota; Metazoa; Chordata; Mammalia; Rodentia; Heteromyidae
Product: olfactory receptor 1J4-like
Exons: 1
Coding region: 1-942 (313 amino acids)
Biological process (GO): G protein-coupled receptor signaling pathway
Cellular component (GO): membrane
Molecular function (GO): G protein-coupled receptor activity; olfactory receptor activity
Source: RefSeq, a predicted model, not a curated record